Molecule: messenger RNA, 2040 nt
Organism: Thyridium curvatum
Lineage: Eukaryota; Fungi; Ascomycota; Sordariomycetes; Thyridiales; Thyridiaceae
Exons: 1
Coding region: 1-2040 (679 amino acids)
Source: RefSeq, a predicted model, not a curated record
AUGUGUCCCCCCGAUCCCUGGAAGCCCGACCCGCUCGUCGAGAGCCCCAAGACUGCCGAAGCCGCCGCGGCGGCCGCCGAUGGCCCCGCUUACUCCAACGCUACAGCCGAAGGCACACCGCUCCACGUCCCGGGCCUCCACGGGGUACCCGUCUUCGCCCCUCUGCCAGGCCGCGGUGGCAUUGUCAUUGGCUUUAGGCACGCGGCCCUAGAUCUGGCCGCCAUGUGCGUCGAUCGCGUGCUGGCGCGCGAGGUCGCCAUGCUGCGCGUGAUGAACAACAUCACCGACCGCCCGGGCUGGCAGCUGGACGUGGACGACAAGGCGUUCUGGUCGCUCUGGAAGCGGGAGGAGCGGGAGCCGCUCAUGAGCGAGGAGGCGUGGCGAUGGUGUCAGGCCGAGCUGACCGAGAAAGCGAAUGUUUUCGACGAGGUGAAGGGCACCUACGUGCUCGAAGCAGGGAGUCGGGUAUUCAAGUCCGACACCGUGGUGUCAAAAGCUCUGCAAGAUGACAUCGCCGCAGCCGUGAAGCGCGUCAUGGACGAGUACGGAGUCCGCAACUUGUGCAAGACAGAUGAAAAAACAAAGAAGGCCGAACUAGUCACACAUAUCGUCGACCCGUCCCUCUAUCCGCUCAUCUACGGCCGAACCCCGGUCUUGAUGAAGGGCGGAUGCGUGUCUUUGGAAGGCAGCUUCGCCCCUCCGCACGUCAUGCCUGGAGUUUCCCCACGUGUUGAGCGGGCUAUAGACGAUGGAUGGAAGAAUGAUGGUUUCAUCUGGCGUGGUAGAAGGGCUGUGUAUCGCCACGGAACCCGCUUCUCGGACGAGUUCCAGUGGCUACCGUGCGAGGUGUCGUUCGUCGGGGAUCCAAAUAGCACAGACGUGCGCAUCACGUCGUGCAUCAACAAUCUUCAUCCGGUCAAGCACAAAGCUCUGUAUGAGGCAAUAGAGAAUAUCAUUGGGCUAUCGAUUGAGCCAUGGAACUGUGUCCUCAUGCCCCGGGAGCUCACGUCAAAGAAGAGGAUCGAGAGAGGCGAGGGAGCCAUCGUCAACCACGAGAACCAGCCAAGUUGGUGGACAGAUCUCCUGCAAGGAAACACUGACUCGCCCAAACACAGGGCUUUGUUGCAGAAGGCAAGACGAUACAUCGGAUCAUGGCGACGCGUUCGACCAGAGACCUUUCGGCACACUUCUAACACCAUCAAAGACGAGAGGCUGAAAGAGAUUGCGCAGGAGAAGUGGGAGGCGCAACAUGCCAUACACCCACCUGUCAACGUCGACCUCUACCCAGAAUGGUGGACCCAUCACAACCCGAACAAUACCCCCCUCCGACUGCAGUCCGAGUUCCGCGACCUGGGUCUCCAAGUGAUAGUGCAGCUCACCUCCAUCGACCUCAACAAGGAUAACCCGCGAUACAACGGCUCCCCUUGGUCAUUCGCAGGUACCCUCAACGACAAGAUUGUAGCUUGCACGACCUACUGCCUCUCCACAUCCAACAUCACGCCUUCUCGCAUCACCUUCCGACAGCGCACGCCGGAGCUCAAGGACACCACCACCGCGGAGGAGCAAAUCUUGGGCGCCGACUUCCCCACCGCCGGAAACAACUUCGAUGACAUGUUCCUGACCUGGCACAGACUGCACACACAGGAAACCGGCAGCGUGCUACUCCAGCCGGGCCGCAUGGUAUCUUACUCGAACUCGAUGCAGGCUCGCGACGAGGCCUUCGAGAUUAUCCACCCGUUCCGCCCCGGUCAUAGACGAUGCCUGACGGUGUACCUGGUGGACCCCAUGAGCCGGCUCUGCUCGACGCGCAACGUACCGGCUCAACGGCGAGACUGGCGUGAGGAGUGGACGGCCGAGGUACGGAGCGACUUGCUGGGCGUGUUGCCUCUCGAGCUUGUGGAUAUGAUCUUUGGGUAUAUCAACGAUGAAGGAUUGAUGGAUGGAGAUGAGGCCUGGAACAUAAGGAAGAAGGUCCAGGACGCACAUAACGGUGCGCAGAAUGCGGUGAUGGAGGAGCUACACUGGCCAAUCUUCGGUUAA